CCAACAUCACUAGGAUAUUUUAAUGAAAAAAUACAGCUUGGUUAGUGGAGGAUAUACCGAAAAAUUGUGUGAGAAACAUUAUUAAGUUGUUAUUCUUGCGUAAAACAUAUUAAAUAAUUUAUAAAAAUGAGUGUCGAAGAAGAAGUAUUCAAAAUACAGAAGAAAAUGCAAAAGAUUACGUCAAAUGAUGGCACGGGGCAAGAGCAAGCCUUGGAUUUGCUGAAAGCAUUGCAGACACUCAACAUCAAUUUGGAGAUAUUAACUAAAACACGCAUCGGCAUGACUGUAAAUGAGCUGCGUAAGAGUAGCAAAGAUGAGGAAGUGAUUGCACUGGCUAAAACGCUUAUCAAAAAUUGGAAACGGUUUCUUGCCGCACCCGGUGGUACAAGUGGUAGUAGCUCCAAAGAGUCGGCUGGCAGUAAUAACGUUUCCAAAUCAUCAACAAGCAGCAAAUCGAGUUCAUCAUCAACUAGCAAGGAUAAAGAAAAGAGUUCGUCAUCUAGCUCGUCGAAGGAUAAGAAGCGUGAUGACGACAAAAAAGCUAACUCAAGUGCAUCUUCAUCGGCGAAGGAUGAGCGUCGACAAACGCAAUCAUCUUUCCCCAGCACAGGCGGUUUAACCGACGCUGUGCGUCUCAAAUGUCGUGAAAUGCUAUGUAAUGCGCUUAAGGUUGGUGAAGUGCCGGAAGGUUGUCCGGAACCCGAAGAUAUGGCCACAGAAUUGGAGGAAGCCAUUUAUAUGGAGUUUAAAAAUACAGAUAUGAAAUACAAAAAUCGUGUGCGAUCGCGUGUUGCGAACUUGAAAGAUGCAAAGAAUCCCACCUUACGCAGCAAUUACAUGUGCGGCGCGGUAACGGCACAAAAAUUAGCGCGUAUGACACCCGAAGAAAUGGCUAGUGAUGAAAUGAAGAAAUUACGUGAGCAGUUCGUGAAGGAAGCUAUUAAUGAUGCUCAACUGGCCACAGUACAGGGCACCAAGACCGAUCUGCUGAAAUGUGGUAAAUGUAAGAAACGUAACUGCACAUAUAAUCAAUUGCAAACACGUUCCGCUGAUGAACCUAUGACAACAUUUGUCAUGUGCAACGAGUGCGGUAAUCGCUGGAAGUUCUGCUGAAGUCAGCGGAUGUUUUUACUAAAAAGGCAAAGUCAUUUUCUUCUUAAAAGAUUUACUUAUUAAUAUAUGAGUUUAUUUUUUUUAUUUACAAACAACAAGAUUGCUACGCAGUAUCUACGUACUUUGUGAAAAAAUUGUGUUUUAAUUUUUUAUUAUAAAUAUAUAUAAUUAAUUAAUUGUAAAGCUUCAAUUAAAAUUAAAGCGUCAAAAUAUUAAUUUAAAAUGGAUGCGCUAUUAAAUUUACUGAAUGCACGUGUUGCGGUUCAUAUCAGCUGUUGGUGGUGUUGAUAAAAUAGAAAUUUAUGGAAUAUUUUUCGAAACGAAACAACAUUUUUACCCUGCCUUGAAGGAAAAGGUAAACAUUUUAAAUAAAAGUAAAUUUUAUUAUUUAAAUUAUUAAAAUUCAUUUAGGCUUUUUGUUUUCAUAAACGACGUAAAAAUGAAUUACAGGCAUGUUGAAAAAGAUAUGUUCUUCACCAAAAGCGUUAAAAUAAUUUCAAGAUAAGUCAAGAAAUGUCACUUCCAUUAAAUUCAAGAUAUGUUAGAUGAAAUUUCCUCACUUUACUAAUGUUUACAAAGUGGUUUAAAGGUGUUUUAAAAUCAAGAAUGCACGCUGAAAUUAUCUUCAAGCAAAGAGAAUAAAUUUUGCCGCAACUAGUCGCAUUUAAAAAAGAAAAUACCACAUUUCCUCAAUUUAUUUGAGAAAUUUCGAAUAUUUUUUACGCUAAAAUUGGUCAAUGAA
Molecule: messenger RNA, 1855 nt
Organism: Zeugodacus cucurbitae (melon fly)
Lineage: Eukaryota; Metazoa; Arthropoda; Insecta; Diptera; Tephritidae
Gene: TfIIS
Product: transcription elongation factor S-II
Exons: 3
Coding region: 127-1113 (328 amino acids)
Biological process (GO): DNA-templated transcription; transcription elongation by RNA polymerase II
Cellular component (GO): nucleus
Molecular function (GO): nucleic acid binding; zinc ion binding
Source: RefSeq, a predicted model, not a curated record